Messenger RNA from Patella vulgata (common limpet), 4507 nucleotides. RefSeq names its product guanine nucleotide exchange factor subunit RIC1. Gene Ontology annotation, biological process: retrograde transport, endosome to Golgi; intracellular protein transport. Gene Ontology annotation, cellular component: Golgi membrane; cytosol; Ric1-Rgp1 guanyl-nucleotide exchange factor complex. The record is from RefSeq and is a predicted model, not a curated record. Lineage: Eukaryota; Metazoa; Mollusca; Gastropoda; Patellidae. The coding region runs from base 179 to 4444 and encodes 1421 amino acids. The transcript has a single exon. Gene Ontology annotation, molecular function: protein binding.
UGUGGACAUGGAAGCUGGUUUAUUUUGAGGGCGUAAAUGUAUUUUAAAAAUGCCCUGGAACAGUACUUCUAUUGUCUUUGAUGUUUUCUAAUUGUUGAUUAUCGAUAGCGGAAGUAAUGAACUAAUCAAAUAACUAAUUUAUUUGUUAUCGUGUAGUUGGAGAAACUCUAUAAUCAAGAUGUAUUUUCCGGUAGGGUGGCCAAAAUAUCUGAGGCCAGAUCAAAACAUUGCAUCUCCUAUCCAGUAUAUCGUUAGCAGCAGUGAUCGUAUGUUGUUUGCCGUCGUUGCCGAAGAUAGUAUAACUUUAUGGUACUCGAAACCGUGUGUGCAUAUAGUCAGCCAUUACCAGUCGGACAGUACUUUGGAACAAGUUGGCACGUACGUGGCAGCCGAGUGGAAACCUGAUUCGUCGAUGUUAGCUGUCAUCACAUCUAAACGUCAUGUGGUAUUUUUCCGUGUUGAAAUAGACAUAUCGGUACCAAAUCAUCAUUGUUUAUAUGUCCAACAUGAAGGUAAAACGCCACAAAAUCCGCGUUUUAAUAUUAAUGGCAUUAUGGACAGCGACAGUGUUCCUGCAAUUAAGCUUUUUCAUGAAACUAGCAUUUGUAUGACAGGAGACAUUUCAUGUUGUCUGUGCGUACGCGAUGAAAUAGUUGUCAGUACAAAAAAUGGUUAUUUAAAUAGAUUAAAGUGGAAUGGCAACAAGAACGAAAAAGCAACAUUGCAUUUAAGUGACAUCCCGGUUUCUGUAGACUUGCAACAAUUCAGAGCCUCUAAAUUAAGUGAGAGUGAAGGUUAUGCAGUUAUUAUGGAAUAUAGUCCAACUUUAGGUGGUUAUAGUUUAGUUUUAUCAAGUGGUAAAGCUCUCUUUCUAAUACCUCCAUCAACAAGAGCGGACAGAACUACAGCCCACGCUGUACGAGCCCAGGAUUUGACAGAUGCUGUCACCGUUGCUGUCAAUCAUCGCUAUCGACUGAUUGCAUUUGGGUGUAAGAGUGGGGAGGGUAUUGUUUAUACAAUUGAUGAAGCAGUGGGUGCACUAGAAGUAUCUCAUAAACUUGUCAUAUCUAGUAAGGAAUUUCCUGAUGUUAGUAACAUUGCAGGCCCUGUCAGUUGCAUGAAAUGGACCCCUGAUGGCACAGCCUUGGCACUGACAUGGCAAAAUGGUGGAUUUUCAUUAUGGAGUGUGUUUGGUGCGCUACUAGUUUGUACGUUAGGCGGUGAUUACAUCUUUCAAGAUGAUAGUUCUAUUUUAUAUCCAUCACCUGUUAGGUCUUUAGAAUGGGGACUGGAGGGUUAUCAUCUAUGGAUGGUGUGUAACCCAUUUCAAUCACCAAAAAAUCAUCAAACAAAUGGUUUAGCAGAAAACUCAACCACCCCUUUUCAACCCUCCGAAUUAAUUCAGUUUCAAUUUGCUAAAAGUGCAUUAUCCGUAAAUCCGUGCGUUAGUAAUCAUGAACAUGUUUUUCUUCAGGGGGAGGAUAAACUUUACAUGAGCACUGGGGACACUGUCUCACGAAAUUCUCCACACACAAGAGGAGAUAACUCUUCAAAUGUUGACAUUGGUAACAAACAAUGGCAAGUUAUACCCAUAUCACACAGUUAUUUAGCUACAAAUUGGCCCAUCAGAUACUCCGCUGUUGACCGUGCAGGUCAAUGUUUGGCUGUAGCAGGUAAAACCGGAUUUGCCCAUUAUGCCUUAUUUCAUAGAAAAUGGAAACUGUUCGGUAAUGAGACUCAGGAACGGGACAUGGUUGUGUCAGGUGGUAUAACUUGGUGGAAAGAUUUUAUAUGUUUAGCCUGUUACAAUAUUCCAGGUCAGCAAGACGAGAUUAGAUUUUAUCCACGAAGUAGUAAACUUGACAAUAACUUUGCCCAUGUUACUAAAAUACCAUCCCAGGUUUUAUUGUUAAAUACUUUCCGUGACAUGUUAAUUAUAUUCUGUGCUGAUAGUCAUGUCAUGCUCUUUAAUAUCGAGAGAAAAAACACUCAGCCUAACGCUACAGUUAUAGUACACAAAACUCAAGAAGUGUCGCUCAAUAAUUUUAUCCCUCACCCAUUAUGUGUUGCAGGGUUGACACUGACUUCUCUAGCUUCAGAAACUGUUGCUAAAACUCAUCAUCAUCCAUCGAAGGAAGCAGAGAGUAUGUUACUAAAUGUUUCAGGUAAACUUCUAAUGUUCCAACGUGACAGAUCAAAUCAACAAUCACCACAAAAUGAUGAGCGUAAACAUCGACCCCUCCCCUUUUAUUCUCCUAGCGUUGUAGCGACAUCUGUAGAAAAUAUCUGGGCGACAUCAAAAGCCAAUACCGGUAAAAUGCAACUAAUGGAAGCUUUAUGGCUAGGAUGUGGCGCUCAUGGUAUGAAAGUAUGGUUACCACUCUACCCACGAAAUGACAGUAAGGCUCAUAAUUUUAUGUCUAAGAGAAUUAUGCUCCCUUUCAAAGUCGACAUUUAUCCGCUAGCUGUACUAUUUGAAGAUGCUGUCAUCCUUGGUGCUGCAUCAGAUUCUGUAUUCUAUGAAAGUACUUUAACCACAACUGCUGUCAUAGAAGGGGAAAGAAUUGGACAUCUGCCAUAUUGUACAUUAGAACGAACAAGUCAAAUAUAUCUUCAGCACAUCUUACGACAAUUAUUGAGAAGAAAUUUAGGAUUUCAUGCAUUAGAUUUAGCAAGAUGCUGCACUGAGCUUCCAUAUUUUCCUCAUGUCUUGGAAUUAUUGCUUCAUGGUGUUUUAGAAGCAGAGGCGACAUCAAAAGCCCCAAUUCCUGACCCGUUAUUACCAAGAGUUGUGGCAUUUAUUCAAGAAUUUCCAGAAUUCUUGCAAACAGUUGUCCAUUGUGCCAGAAAAACUGAAGUUGCUUUGUGGCCUUAUUUAUUCUCCACUGUAGGUAAUCCUCGAGAUUUAUUUGAAGCAUGUUUAGAAGACGGUGGGAAUUUAGAAACUGCUGCUUCUUACCUCCUUAUUUUACAGAAUCUAGAAAGUCCGAAAAUCAGCCGACAGUAUGCUUCAAAACUUCUAGAAGCUUCCCUUGAGUCAAAUAGCUGGGAACUUUGUCGAGAUUUAGUUCGGUUUCUUCAAGCAAUAGAUCCAAAUGAUGUUGACAAUCCUCCACAUGUUGGAGCAUUUAAUCGUAUGUCAGGUUCAUCCGGAUACCCCAGUGCAAAAAGUUAUCCUAGUCCUCCAAUAACUCCAACAGACAGCGGUGGAUUUACCUUCAGUAAUGUUAGUAAUAUUGGUCGUGUGCGAACUGCAAGUAUCGCCGGAGACACUGGUAUGAGAGAUAUACCUCGUCCUAAAGAAAAGCUCAAACACACUGUCUCAGAUUCACAAGUACCUUCUGGCAAAAAAACAUUACAAAGAUCCAAAUCUGUGGAGCCCAGUGCUGAGAAGGUUUACAUUGAUAUGAUAUUGUGUCGUCAUGCUCGGAAAUUGCUCAGCUCAAACCAAAUACGGACCUUGGGAUAUUAUUCUGCCAACAUGCAGGGUUUCCAACUAGUAUCAUGGUUAAGACGAGAGAGGGUUAGGGCAGCUAAAUUAGAAGAUUUUGUGACAGCAUUGCGUGACAUCCACCAACAGUUUGAAUGGCCAUUACCAAUAUUAUCCUAUAUGACUUACAAUCAGAUGAAAAAAGACAUGGCCAUAUCAGUAUCAAGUUUAGCAUCUUCAUCUUUUCUAGAAGAUGAUCUUCUCAGUCCUAUGAACGAUUCAGAUAAAGUUACAACUGUUGAAAGUAGCUUUGCCAUGGCCUCUAUCACAUCAUCUAAUAAUCCUCCUUCAGAAUCGUUCAUGUCACAUUCGAACUCGGAUGAUGUCAUUCUUCGUCCCCAGAUGUCUAAAACUGAAGACAGUAGUCUGGCUACCAUGGAAAUAUCAGAUAGUAGUUCUUUACUUGGAGAAUAUGAUAUGGUUGGGGAUGUUGCUUUAGGCUCCGAACAGCAGGAGACACAUGACCUUGAGAUGAUGACCCAGGAGAUGGCCAAUCGUGGAUCACCGCAAUCAGAGAUUGAAUUACGUUAUUUAUUACAAAUAUUCCUGGAAGCUGGAUGUUUGGAGUGGGCGCUUGUGAUUGCUAUUGUGUUAAGGGACAAUUUAGGUGUGUCUCGGACUGUAAAUACAGCUAGUUUGACCGACACACAAAUUGACAUGGUGGGAAGAAUGAGAGAAGGCUUGUCGUAUUUAGAACUGUGGGCUGAUACAGAAUGUGUGGGUUACAAACCUUUCUUCCAUUCGAUACGUACUCAAAUUCAGGUUUUAGCUAAAAUUAGCGAACAAUCAGUCAAUGACACUAAUCUGUCUGUAUCCACAUGUGAUUCUCCAACGUUUGAUUUAGAGGAAGGAAACUCAUCCCCAGUAAUACAGACAAUGCGAUCAGAUCACGAAACAUCAUCAGAACAAGAAUUAGAAGGAGAAGAAAAACACAGUGACUGUACUAUAUCAUAAUUGUUGUAUGGUGUUUAGGAAAAUUUAAUUUAAAGACAUUAACGACAUAAAUAUCACUCUUUU